AUGAGCUUGCUGGGAAAUUGUUACCUCUGCAAAGGCCCCCUGCUCCUGCGGCAGUCAAGGGCAGGUAUAAAAGGCAGCACAAAUCUCUGCUCUCUCAUCCACUUCUCUUGCUUCCUUCUGCUUGGGAACAAGGUGCACCUGCAGCCUCAAGCCAUGUCCUGCAACACCCAGUGCCGUCCCUGCCAGCCCUGUGGCCCCACUCCACUGGCCAACAGCUGCAACGAGCCUUGUGUCAGGCAGUGCCAAAACUCCACUGUUGUUAUUGAGCCACCUGCUGUGGUGGUGACCCUUCCUGGGCCCAUCCUGAGCUCCUUCCCCCAGAACACCGUGGUGGGAUCCUCCACCUCUGCUGCUGUUGGCAACAUCCUUAGCUCUGACGGAGUGCCCAUCAACUCUGGGGGCUUUGACAUCUCCUCCAUCACCAGGCGCUACGGUGGCAACAGGUGUCGUCCCUGCUAA
Melozone crissalis (California towhee) is the source of this 459-nucleotide messenger RNA. Its product is annotated as feather keratin Cos1-1/Cos1-3/Cos2-1-like. Gene Ontology annotation, cellular component: intermediate filament. Lineage: Eukaryota; Metazoa; Chordata; Aves; Passeriformes; Passerellidae. Gene Ontology annotation, molecular function: structural constituent of cytoskeleton. The record is from RefSeq and is a predicted model, not a curated record.